CCCGCGCCCGCUGCGGCCGCGCGGGCGGGGGGAGUCGAGGAGUGCUGAGAAUCGCGGGCGGGCGGGAGGACGGGCAAUUGCGCCGCCGGGCAGCGAUGGGGGAGCGCUGGGCGCUGAGCGAGGCGGUGCGCGGGCGCGUGGCCAGGAGUCUGAAUCGCUGCCUGUACGCGAGCGCGGCGCGGGGCGAGGCGCUGGUGCCGACGCUGGCGGGCGACGAGGCGCGCGCCGCGGCCGAGGCCUGGACGCGCGCCUUCUUCUCGUGGGCCAUGCAGGAGCGCCUGUCGGAGGACCAGGCGCUGCUGGUGGCGCUCGAGCACCUCGACGGCAAGGCGCGCGGCUGGGGCCGCCAGUUCAGCACCGGCGCCUCGCUCGAGGAGUUCCUCUACGCUCUCUUCAAGCAGAUCGAGCCCUCGCCCUUGGCCCUCAAGUCGCCUCGCGCCGACUCGCUCGUCCCCCGCAUCAGCCACGCCUUCGCCCAAAUGCAAGAGAGCAGCUGCGUGCAAUUCUCGUACAGGGAACUCGCGUAUGCAACCAACAUCUUCUCUACCAAUAAUUUGAUGGGAGAGAGCGAAAUCGGAUCUCUUUACCAAGGAAGGUUGCCAGACAAACGCCCGGUGGCCAUCAGAAGGUUGAAAGCCGUGAGUGAUGACAACAUCCACCAGCUGAAAGAAGAAGUCAAGAACCUUUCUCUCCUCAAGCACAACAAUUUGAACAGGCUGCUCGGCUAUAGUCUGGAACCCAACGAGCCACUUUUAGUCUUCGAGUACGAGCCAAUAGGCGACUUGUCGCAACAUCUGCACAAGGAAAACGGUGACAAUUUGGAUUGGGACUCCCGGUUUUUAAUAGCGAUCGAGACGGCAGAAGCAUUGCUUUACUUGCACCAGGCGUGCACUCCACCCAUGUACCAUAGAAACUUGAAGUCCUCGAACAUUUUGCUCGACGAGAAUUUGUCACCCAAAGUUGCCGACUUUGGAAUCUCCAGGUCUUUGUUUGCAAAGGAAAUCUCCGCUUUGCCCGAACGUAGAAUUGGCUACAUCGAUCCAAGCUACGCACAAACCUUCAGAUAUACGGACAAGAGCGAUGUUUACAGCCUUGGCGUUAUUCUUCUAGAACUGGUUUCCAGCAAGAAGGUGGUGGAUUUCACCAGGCCAGCGGGAGAGAUUACGCUGGCUGCCCUUGCUCUGAGCAAGAGAAAGAGUGGAUACAACGCCUUCAAGUCUCUACUGGACCCUGAACUUAAGCGUCUGGGGAAGGCCUGCUCCGCGACGAUCCACGAAGUGGCCGAGUUAGCUCUGAAGUGCAUAGCAUUAGAUUUAGCGGACAGACCCACCAUGAAGGACGUGUCAGAUCAGUUGCGCAUGAUUCAGGACAGAGAUAUGAUAAGAAAGACCAGAGGAGAAGAUGCCUGAUGCUUAGCUCCCUUUUCGGACAUGGCAUAUGUAUGGAAUAAUCUUAACCCUCCAGAAGACGGGAUCCUGAAGAGGUUACGUAGUCCUGCUGGCCUAAUGUCCCCUCGCGCCGCUCCUUGAAAGAAAGACAAGGAAAUAGCACUCAUGACCUCCACUUCCAUUUGAGGAAGAAACCAUCGAGAAUACAGACAAAUCACUCGAGGUCUUCAGACAAUUCCCAACCCAUCAAGAAUUCUCUGAAGCUGAAGGAAUUGCUGAACACGGAGAUGUGAUCGAGACUUCACCAGACACCACAAGCUAAUUCGUUUGAAGUAGGAUUUCAGAAACAGUGUGCAAUGCACUGAUAUAGCAUAAAAG
This is a messenger RNA of Marchantia polymorpha subsp. ruderalis, 1766 nucleotides long. The record is from the annotation of a GenBank genome assembly. NCBI's taxonomy places the organism in Eukaryota, Viridiplantae, Streptophyta, Marchantiopsida, Marchantiales, Marchantiaceae.